GGCGCUUGCGCUGUGGCACGAGCGAGUGGGGGGGCGAGGAGGUGGAGGAGGAGGAGGAGGAGGAGGCGGCGGCGAGAAGAUGGCGACUUCGAACAAUCCGCGGAAAUUCAGCGAGAAGAUCGCCUUGCACAAUCAGAAGCAGGCGGAGGAGACAGCGGCCUUCGAGGAGGUCAUGAAGGACCUGAGCCUGACGCGCGCCGCGCGGCUUCAGCUUCAGAAGUCCCAGUUCCUGCAACUGGGCCCGAGCCGUGGCCAGUACUACGGAGGCUCCCUGCCCAACGUGAACCAGAUCGGGAGUGGCACCAUGGACCUGUCCUUCCAGACACCCUUCCAGUCCUCAGGCCUGGACACCAGCCGGACCACCCGACAUCAUGGGCUAGUGGACCGAGUGUAUCGGGAACGUGGCCGGCUUGGCUCCCCGCACCGCCGGCCCCUGUCAGUGGACAAACAUGGACGGCAGGCCGACAGCUGUCCAUACGGCUCCGUGUAUCUGUCACCACCCGCGGACACCAGCUGGAGGAGGACCAAUUCAGACUCCGCCCUUCACCAGAGCACAAUGACGCCCACCCAGUCAGAAUCCUUUACGGGUGGAUCUCAGGAUGCACACCAGAAAAGAGUCUUACUGUUAACAGUCCCAGGAAUGGAGGAGGCCACGACCGAAGCAGAUAAAAACCUUCCCAAGCAAGCGUGGGACACCAAGAAGACGGGGUCCAGGCCCAAGUCCUGUGAGGUCCCCGGAAUCAACAUCUUCCCAUCCGCCGACCAGGAAAACACUACAGCCCUGAUCCCCGCCACCCACAACACGGGGGGCUCCCUACCCGACCUGACCAACAUCCACUUCCCCUCCCCCCUCCCGACCCCUCUGGACCCCGAGGAGCCCACCUUCCCCGCGCUGAGCAGCUCCAGCAGCACUGGCAACCUCGCCACCAACCUGACGCACCUGGGCAUCGGCGGCACCGGCCAGGGGAUGAGCACGCCGGGCUCCUCUCCACAGCACCGACCUGCUGGUGUCAGCCCGCUGUCCCUGAGCACAGAAGCAAGGAGGCAGCAGGCCCAGCAGGUGUCGCCCACCUUGUCCCCACUGUCACCCAUCACUCAGGCCGUGGCCAUGGACGCCCUGUCUCUGGAGCAGCAGCUGCCCUACGCCUUCUUCACCCAGGCUGGCUCCCAACAGCCGCCCCCGCCGCAGCCCCAGCCCCCGCCACCUCCACCGCCGGCGUCCCAACAGCAGCCGCCCCCGCCGCCGCCUCAGGUGCCCGUUGGCCUACCCCCGGGAGGCCCUCUGAUGCCAAGCGCCAGCCUGACGCGGGGGCCACAGCUGCCCCCGCUCGCGGUCACGGUACCGUCCUCUCUCCCCCAGUCCCCCCCAGAGAACCCGGGCCAGCCAUCGAUGGGGAUUGACAUCGCCUCGGCGCCGGCUCUGCAGCAGUACCGCACUAGCGCGGGCUCCCCGGCCAACCAGUCUCCCACCUCGCCUGUCUCCAAUCAAGGCUUCUCCCCCGGGAGCUCCCCACAACUGGAGCAGUUCAACAUGAUGGAGAACGCCAUCAGCUCCAGCAGCCUCUACGGCUCCGGCUCCACACUCAACUACUCGCAGGCGGCCAUGAUGGGCCUCACGAGCAGCCACGGGAGCCUGCAGGACACGCAGCAGCUGGGCUACUCCAGCCACAGCGGCAUCCCCAACAUCAUCCUCACAGUGACAGGAGAGUCCCCUCCUAGCCUCUCUAAAGAACUAACCAGCACUCUGGCCGGGGUCAGCGAUGUCAGCUUCGACGCUGACAACCAGUUCCCCCUGGAUGAACUCAAGAUCGACCCCCUGACCCUCGACGGACUGCACAUGCUCAAUGACCCUGACAUGGUCCUCGCUGACCCGGCCACUGAGGACACCUUCCGGAUGGACCGUCUGUGAGCGGCCAUGCCUGGCACAGUGCCGCCGGUCCAUGGUCUCCGACGGCGUCCCUCCAAGCCUGGGGGCGGCCACACUCCGUCCCUCGCAAACGGCCGAGCUUGUGAUUCUGAGCUUGCAAUGCCGCCCGGCGCCCCCACCAGCCCGCCCCCGGUUGUUCACCUCCCGCUGAAGCCCGGCGAGGCCCCGAGCUGGGCCCUCCGGUCCGUCCGUCCGCCUAGGGCCAGGCUGGGGUCAGAGGCUGUGAGUCCUCACUCCCGCAGACCCUCCCUGCGCUCGCUCCUCUCCUACCCCGGGGCCGGGCGCGAGCCCCCCACAGGAUGCUGAGAGUGGGGUGUCAGGAGGCUUGGGGUGGGUGUCUGGGCCGAGGUGCACUCUCCGACUGUUGAUGAGCUCUCACUGCCUUCCUUCAUCCCGUCCCUGCGACCGCCAGCCCCAGCCCUCGAUCAGGUAGACAGCGGCCCCACCUGCCGAGGCAGAAGGUGCCAGAGGAGGGACAGGCAGAGUGAAAUAAACACUAUUUUGAUGGCCGUCUUCUAUUUUCUGAGCACACUCAAAAGCACUAGGCGCUGUCCCGGGCGAACGUUAGGUGUGACCCAGCAUGCGGAGCGGCCGGCGCCCCUCGCCCUCCCACCCCUUCAGCCCAGCCAGGGCCUUCUGUCCUGAGAUGCCCAGACAGACUGAAGCAGACCACAGCUGCCCCGGGCAGGGAGGACCUGGGGUCUUUAUCUCCCUUUCCCUGUCCUGUGGUCACGUUAGAGGUACAUACUGUUACUAAGACGUGGGGGGUCGGGCGGGUAGGUGGCCAGGGAAUCUCUGUCGUGAUUUUUUUUUCUUCUUUGGUUUGUAUUUACAUUUGGUUGUAGAUGAGUAGCUGAAUCUUUCCAGCCAACACUUGCCUGAGAGCAUGAUUUUAUAAUCCCAGAAUCCUGUGUUCCCCAUUUUUAAGCUAACUGGAAACGUGGGCUGAUAAACCUAGGAGCGGUGGCCACCCGCAGGCCCAAACCCGAGCCUCGGACUUUCUUAGUUUUGCGGCCACCAAGAGGCCACCUAAGGCCCCGCCUGUCAGAAGCUCGUGAUGGCUAAAGAGGCCGCUGUUGGUGCAUGAAGCAGACUUUGGGGACAUCACCCGUUUUAUGGGAGGGUCUCUGCAAGACCUGACUCCGCCUGCUGCUCCCCAGUGUGUCCCCAAGCCUCACCUUGAAGACCCCAUGACUGGGGCCUCUGCGCCAAGGGCAUCAGGACCAGUGGGAAAGAGUGGACCCCUGAGAGCCAGGGCAGAGCUGGCCUUUCGUCUCCUGCACCCUGCCCUCUCUGGCUCCCGAUCCAGGCCUCUGAUGGGCCUUGUGUCCCAGCCACCAGUUUUUGGUGCCUCAGCCAGGGCCGAGGGGACUUGGAGGCAAAGGGCAGCGUGUGUCUUAGUGGCAGGUUUGCAGGUGCUUUGAGAAGUGCCUCUGGAGGCCAAGGUUGCAGUGGGGCACCCGGAGUGGCCUCAGACACUGCCACCACAGGCCCUGUGACAGGCAGUGGCACAGCUGUUUUCUGUCUCCCGCUCUGGGAUGUGACACUCUUGGGUUUUUCCUCUGGGUUGCACCUUGACGCCCUCGCCUGCGCCUCUGCCCACCAGGCUGGCACCUUCUGCUGGGUGCGUUUCUUUGUGGUGUCGCAGCUGCCACCUCCGCCAGGUCACAGGAGCCCUCAUUCUGUCCUCCAGAGCUGCAUUUGAUACUAGCACCGUUCCUCCCUCUCCUUCCCAGUGACACUGUUAGCACAUGGCCAAGCAGCCAGGUGGCAACUGUCCUCCUGGGUCACUGUGCACCUGCUGCUGUCCGUCACUCUGGGCUUGAGCACAGCAUGAGACAGUGCCCAGGUCACAGCCCAUUCUGCUGCUGGGAUGGAGGCCGGAAGCAAAAAGUGGGGACAUUUUUUUUUUUUUUUAAGAAAAACUGUACACGGGAGGCUUUGGUUACAUUAGACUUGUAUGUAGAACUUUAAAAAAUGGCCUUAAUAAAAUCCCACACAACCUGCCUGGGCACAGUUUUCAAAUAAGGCGUUGGGGACCUCACAAAGGAGCCUCAUGGGCCGCCACUAACUGUCCAUUGAGCCACUGGCCAAUGCCACCGCCAAUGCUCUUUCAGGCUCUUGGUGCAGACAGCCGAGAGAGGAGGGACAGUGCCCUCUGAGCAUCCCAGGUUUGUGGCCCGUCUCCAGUGUCCCACAGCCAGGACCACAGGUGACAUUGUAUAGAUGCAGUGGCCUUGGCUCAUCGCCAAGUUCUUUUUCCAGUGGGAAUGAGGUGAUCAAGGUCAGGGCUUCCUGGGAAGGUGCGGGGCCUUGUUCGUUCUCGGGGCCAACUGGGAGCCAGCAGCCAGGCGUCCCCGUGUUCUGGAAACGCUCACCCCCUCUGCACCUGGGCAGGCCACCUGGGCUCUGAAACGGGAUUUUGUGGGGGUCUUUUUUUAGAUGUCACUUCUCUACUAAAUAUUCCUGAAUUGCCAAGACUUUCUAAAACAAGACAGUUUAAGGGAACCAGCCCUGUGCUUUGUGACGUGAAAAUACUGUGAUUUAGACGCGCUGCACCAGGAGGGCCAGGCCAGGGGCCCCUGCAGCAUGUAUAUAGCCCCGCCGCUCGUGUCCUCGUUUGGGACAGGCUUGGAUACCCGGCCCUUGCCAGGUCAGAGGCAGGGCCAGGCCAGCCGUUCCCCCAGCCCUACCCAUGUACUCCCGGCUUUGGCCAGGCCCCUCCGCUUUGCAGACCCUCCCCCAGGGCAGAAGCAAGACAGGGGGCUUCUGAGAACACCACGUCCCCACCGCCUCUUCUACCCCCGCCCUCUGGGUCCCAGGGGGGUGCAUUUGCUCCCCCACAAGGCUCAGAGCCAGAGCCUCUGGGUCAGCCCCUUUGUGCUCCGGGCGUUUUGCUCCACAGGGCCCCACCUGGGACACUCCUCUCUGGUGCCACCUUCUUGUGGCUCUUCAGUGCUAUGGAGGAAGAUUCUGACAUGGUGUGAUUUCUCCAGGUGGCCCAGCUCUCUGGAGGACACAGCAGGGUCCCCUACAGAGGCCCGUGUUUCAUGGUGGGGCAUGGAAUGGUGGCCAUGGCUUUUUGAUGGACGUGGGACAUCACAGCCAGGGCUGCUGGCCAGCAGCUGCCUAUAGCCGCUCGGGGGCACAGCCCAGGGAGGGAUAGGCAGGGCCAGACAGCUGGGCAGCCACCCUGUGUCAGUGCCUGUCCCUAGAGGGGGCUCAGGGACCCCCAGCCCUCCUGUCUUGGUGGGUCCUCAGCUGGUCCAAACCAAACACUCUUCCAAAUCCCCACCUGAUCUGGCUCCCGGUUUUCUGUAUUUCCAAAGAAGGCCUCGAGCGCCUGGCGAGCUGGGCGUGGUGAGGCCAGGUGGCACUGGGCCUCCACGCCCUCCAGUGGUUCCUGAUGCAGCUGGUGGCCAGAGGUCACAGGGUCCUCAGUGUGGGGGUGGGUGAGGGGCCCUCAGCACCAGGGGCCCCAACGCCAAUGAUAGGAAGUACCCUUGAUCCUGGUGCAUUGUCACCCUGCAGGUGACACUCCAGGUGAGGGGACCAUGACUCCUGGAGCCCUCCCCACAUGGCCUGGAGAGCUUGGGGAAGACUCAAUCCUUUACAACCCCCCGAGGAUGCUUGGGGUGCGGAGGCAGCAGGGUCCCUUUAAGCCGCAUUCUCCUUGGCCCCCGAGUCCCCAUUUCCUACAGGGGUCUUCUGGCAUUUGACUUGGUGUCCCUGGGACAUCCCCCUCAGGUGUGCCCAGUCAACUUGGCCUGAGCCAACCAUGUCCUUGGGUUCUUUCUAAGGAGUUCCGGCCAGCCAGGGCUCGGGUACCACUCAGAGCCCUCCGUGUGGUAUGAGUGUCCCUUCUACCUUUGUCACCCAGGGACAGGAGGUGGGUGACCUGCAUCCCAGGCCUGGGUGCGAGGCUACUCCCAAGGGCAUGGGGUCAGGAGUGAGCCCCAUGGGACCUGAGCCUCAGUUUCCCUCCUGUCACUUUUUAAACCCGAAGGUCUCAGGGCCCCCAGCUCCCUGGCCGGGGUCGGGGGCAGAGGCUGGCCUUGGGAUGGUGCUGGUUCCAGAUGGCUCCAUCCACCUUUCUCCACGUGGCUCGUGUUAGGGGUGGGGGUGGUCUCACAGGGUCUGGGAUCAAUCCAUGUUCGGCCUUGCUCAGCCCAGCUGGUCAAGCACUUCUGACCUCCUGCCCACUGGGGACAUGGGGACAUAGCCACGGCCUCGCACCACACCCGGGAGACUGGGCUUUGGCAGCCCAGGUCCACAGGCCCUGCCUUGCCCCCACUAGGAACUGCCCCCCAGGGGCUGGGCAGUCCCAUUGAUAUAUGCAAACCUGCUGGUCCAAGCCCCGCCCUGCCCGUGCCCCUCUGUGCCCAGGCUGGCUCUGUCCCCCAGCAUGUACACUCCACUGCGGAUGUCCUGUGGGCCUGCGCGGGCGCUGUGGCAGGCAGGCGGGGCGGGCGCUCAGGGCACUCUCGGCUGCCCCUGCCCGCCCUCCGGCGCGGACGCUUUUGUCUUUGUACC
Molecule: messenger RNA, 6460 nt
Organism: Urocitellus parryii (Arctic ground squirrel)
Lineage: Eukaryota; Metazoa; Chordata; Mammalia; Rodentia; Sciuridae
Gene: Crtc1
Product: CREB regulated transcription coactivator 1
Biological process (GO): protein homotetramerization; positive regulation of transcription by RNA polymerase II
Cellular component (GO): cytoplasm; nucleus
Molecular function (GO): cAMP response element binding protein binding
Source: RefSeq, a predicted model, not a curated record